Messenger RNA from Vigna radiata var. radiata (mung bean), 1574 nucleotides. RefSeq names its product polygalacturonase inhibitor-like. Lineage: Eukaryota; Viridiplantae; Streptophyta; Magnoliopsida; Fabales; Fabaceae. Bases 264 to 1274 code for a protein of 336 amino acids. The record is from RefSeq and is a predicted model, not a curated record. Gene Ontology annotation, molecular function: protein binding. The transcript has a single exon.
UUUUUAUUUUUUAUUUUAUUUUAUUUUAUUUUUACCGUUUUUGGUGUGUAUUACCAGCACCGAAAAGCAAAAGCUGUAAAAAUCAUACUAUUUGCGUAGGCACCCCCACAUGGGUGAUUGGCGACUAGCACCGGAAAUUAUUUCCAAUGUGGAAAACGUGAAAUGUCUCUGGGCUAGGGCUAAGAACCGUCGCAUUGUUAUUUAAAACGAGAGGCAAGUUGUACCUUUGAAACACAAGUUGUAACUUCCCAUACAUAAGCAAAAUGAGAAGGUUGUUAAUGAUGUUGGGACUAUACGUCCUAGUGUUGUCCCCAUUUCCAGUUGCGUUAUCGGAGCGGUGCCACCCACAAGACAAGAAGGUGCUCCUCCGCUUCAAAAAGGAACUCAACAACCCUUACUUCUUAGCUUCUUGGGACCCAAAAGAGGAUUGCUGUGACUGGUACUGUGUUAAGUGUGACGACAGAAAUAAUCGUAUCUACACCAUAUUUCUAAAAUCCGAUGAGCCAGACCCCAAUGUCACCGGCCAAAUACCACCCUCUGUGGGUGACCUCCCUUACCUCCGGGGCCUCAACUUCCACAACCUCCCCAACCUAGUCGGCCCAAUUCAGCCCACCCUCGCCAAACUCCACAAACUAGAAGGUAUCUUUUUCUCCAAUACUGGUAUCUCAGGCCCAAUACCUGAAUUUCUGGCCCAUAUUAAGACCCUCCAGUAUAUCGAACUUUCCUCUAACAGACUGUCGGGCCCCAUUCCCAGCUCACUUUCCCAACUGCCUAAUCUCAUCUCUCUCCAGCUGGACAGGAACAAAUUGACGGGCACAAUCCCGGCCUCUUUUGGAUCCUUCAAGAAGCCCGGGCCAGAUCUCAUCCUCUCUCACAACCAACUUUCCGGGCCCAUUCCCACUUCCUUGGGCAACCUAGACCCAGACAGGAUAGACUUGUCAGGGAACAACUUCGUAGGCGAUGCUUCAUUUCUUAUCGGGAGCAAGAAAAAGAUUCGCGUAUUUGACCUUUCCAGGAACGCCUUCUCCUUUGAUCUGUCUCGUUUGACGUUUCCCAAGGAAACCUUAACUUGGUUGGAUAUCAGUCACAAUAACAUUUAUGGCAGCAUUCCAACGGCGUUGACCAAAGUGCGAUAUUUCCAGCAAUUGAACUUCAGUUUUAAUCCUGGCUUGAAGGGUCAAAUACCGCAGGGUGGGGGAUUGCAAACAUUCGAUAAAUAUUCCUAUUUUCACACUAACUUGUGUGGCUCUCCACUUCCGCCCUGCACUAAAUAGAUUAACAGAUUACUUCCACUUUCAAUAAAAUAAGUUUUCUGUUUGAGCUUUUCAGGAUAUAUAAUGAUGGUGUUCACUGUUGAGAAAUUAAACUGUGUUUCUCGUAGUAAUUUUAUUCUUCUUAGUAAGAUUAUCUUCUAUAGAAGAUAUUUAUAGUUAAUAGUUUUAUACAAAGGUUUAGGGGAUAGAGAGAAAAAACUAACUGAAAAAGAAAACGUUUGGAAUAUUAGUUACUAUUGUCGGUGAAUGAAGAGUGACAAUGAUUCUAAUGGGUAAGCAUCAUUAACCAAGUUGAGAGGU